Molecule: messenger RNA, 1554 nt
Organism: Fragaria vesca subsp. vesca
Lineage: Eukaryota; Viridiplantae; Streptophyta; Magnoliopsida; Rosales; Rosaceae
Product: laccase-14-like
Exons: 6
Coding region: 1-1554 (517 amino acids)
Biological process (GO): lignin catabolic process
Cellular component (GO): apoplast
Molecular function (GO): copper ion binding; hydroquinone:oxygen oxidoreductase activity
Source: RefSeq, a predicted model, not a curated record
AUGGCUUAUUUGAUGGCCAAGCAUGGAAUAAGGCAGCUAAGAAAUCCAUGGUCAGAUGGACCUGAGUAUAUCACACAGUGUCCUAUUCAACCUGGAACAAAUUUCACGUACGAAGUUAUAUUAUCAAAGGAAGAAGGAACUGUAUGGUGGCAUGCUCACAGUGAUUGGACGCGUGCCAGUGUUCAUGGUGCCAUCGUCAUCUUGCCUGCUGUUGGAACCACAUUUCCAUUUCCUAAACCUGAUGAAGAUGAGGUCAUAGUAAUCGCAUCCUGGUACAAGGGAGAUCUGCAAGCGCGGGUUGAUGAGGCUAUGGAAAAUGACGAGAACUUACCUCAUUCUGAUGCUUACACCAUAAAUGGGCAGCCUGGAGAUCUUUGUCCUUGCUCAAAUGAAGCAACUUACCGUCGCAAAGUGGACUACGGCAAGACCUAUCUUCUUCGUAUAGUCAAUGCAAACAUUGAUGCAGAUAUUUUCUUUGCAAUUGCACAACACAACUUUACUGUGGUUGGACUCGAUGGAGCCUAUAUUAAACCUAUUGACACAACCUACAUAUUGUUGACCCCUGGACAAACAAUGGAUGUUUUGCUUGAAGCAAAUCAGGUUCUCGGACACUAUUACAUGGCCGGGAGACAUUUCUCGAGUGAGAAUGUGGCUGUUGUCAAUUUUGACCAUGCGAAUGUUACUGCAAUUUUACAAUACAAUGGCAACUAUUCCCAUCUGACAUCUCCUGUCUUUCCCAGUAGUCUUCCGAUGUACUAUGACUUUGUAGCAUCACUGAAGUUCAUAAACCAAAUUCGAAGCUUAGCCAUCCCGGAUUAUGUUAUAAAUGUCCCACUAGACUAUGAAAUUACUACUAGGAUGUUUAUAACAACUUCCAUGAAUUCUCUCUAUUGUGAAGAUUCAAGCUCAGGUUGUGAAACGAAACAAAUCAGUGCAAGCGUAAAUAAUAUCAGUUGGGUUAACCCAAGUACUGAUAUCUUGGAAGCCUAUUACAGAAACAUAAGCGGAGUCUACUCAGCAGACUUCCCAGAUAAUCCACCUUCUUUCUAUAACUUCACUGAUGAAUCGUACUCGAUCGAUACGGUGUUAACAGUACAAGGGAGAAAGGUUAAGGUGUUAAAUUACAAUGAAUCAGUUGAGAUUGUAUUCCAGGGGACUAAUGUUUUAGGCGGCUCUGUGAAUCAUCCGAUGCAUUUGCAUGGAUAUAGCUUUUACGUGGUUGGGUAUGGCUUUGGAAUCUAUGACAAUGUUACUGACCCCAAAGGGUUUAAUUUAGUUGAUCCUCCUGAGGUAAAUACAUUUGCAGUUCCUAAGAAUGGAUGGUUAGCAAUCAGAUUCUCAGCAAACAACCCAGGGGUGUGGUUUUGGCAUUGUCAUAUGGAGAGACACAUGACUUGGGGUAUGGAAGCUGCGUUUAUAGUAAAGAAUGGGAACACUGUUGAGACUAGCAUUCGCCAACCUCCAGAUUACAUGCCUCCAUGUAACAUCCCAUUAUUAGAUUCUACUCUCAAAAACUUGCAGGAGAUUACUAAGAAGAAAGUUGACUAUAGAUAA